AUGGUACUUGGUCCCGAACAUCCGGGCUGUGUUCGAGGGUUAGGCUUGGAUGUUGUUCCAACUAUGUCAUUCAAACAGACAACUAAGAGAUUUAAAUGUGUUAAUGUGAGUUCAUCUUGCACUAGCACUCCAGCUCCGGAGUGGCAGCAAGAGAUGGCGAGUAUGAAAUCACAAUUAAAUGUGCUAGCUCACUUAUUUCCACCUCCUCCACAGGAGAUAACAGAUGUUUCCUACACUAAGGCAAAGGUCAAUUGUAAGCUUGAUAAUUUGCUAGAGAAAACACGCAAGGACCUUGGUCUUGCGGGUUUAUUUUGGCCACAUGAAAAUAAGAAUGUAGAUGAAACUAAUCUGAUGGUUUCACCUAUUGUCAUUGCACAAGUAACCGAGUUUGAAUGUGGUGGCCUAGCGAUAUCAUUGAGUGGUUCACACCCUGCAAUGGAUGGUUUCUCAGAUUUUAAAUUUCUUUUCGAGUGGGCAAAAGUGUGUAGAAUGGGAACUCUUGUUGAGGAGAUUAAUUUUCUAAGCUUUGAUUUGAGUAACAUUUUUCCAACAAUAGAUAUAUCAGGACUUUUCAAGUCAACUUAUGAUCCAGUUAUAGAAAAAGAUAUUAUUGUUAAGAGAUUUGUCAUCCGUGAGGUUGCUAUGUCAAGGCUCAGAAAAAAGUGCAUGGAUGAAUCAGAUGGAGGUUUGACUUUUCAACCGUCAAGGGUUGAAAUAAUUACAACACUCCUUUGGAGGGCUUUAAUCCAUAUUUCAACAACGAUACAUGGGUAUGUUAGGCCUUCUCUAAUGGACUUUCCAUUGAAUUUGCGCUCUAAAACAUCUUUACCACAAGUGCACAAUUCUAUGGGGAAUUUUAGAAUCGAUGUUCCGAUAAAAUUCAUUCCAGGAGAGACCAAGAUGGAAUUACAUAAUUUCAUAAUAUUAAUCAGGGAUACGGUGAAUAAAGUUGUUGCUUUAUGUGCCAAAGCUUCACCAGAUGAAAUAGUGUCAACAUUGGUUAAUAUAUAUAAUGAAAGUGUUAGAUCACCAGAAUGGGGAGGGAACGAUGAAGUUGACAAAGUUUUAUGUUCAAGUAUGUGCAUGUUCCCUUUGCAUGAUACUGAUUUUGGUUUGGGAAAACCAGCCUUACUAUUUUUUUGGCAUGAAAGAUACACAAAUGUUAUGGUUGCAUGA
Messenger RNA from Solanum tuberosum (potato), 1176 nucleotides. Its product is annotated as acetyl-CoA-benzylalcohol acetyltransferase-like. The coding region runs from base 1 to 1176 and encodes 391 amino acids. Lineage: Eukaryota; Viridiplantae; Streptophyta; Magnoliopsida; Solanales; Solanaceae. The record is from RefSeq and is a predicted model, not a curated record. The transcript is spliced from 2 exons.